ACCUCUGGAGGUCAAAAUGUUGAACGCUGCGCUGAGCUUUGCYUUUCUCCUUAUUUUCGUCUGUCCUUUGGCGUUCGGUCGUGAUUGUCCAUGUGCAGACUCUUCUCUCUGCAAAACCAUGGCAACAACUACAGGAAAAGAGGUUUUUGCUUGGACUUUUGAUCAUCACAGAGAUGUGUGGAAGCAGUACGAUUGGGAUAAAAUCACCACCAUUGCUAUUUUUCAUCACUGGGACGACGAACUCUUCUGCUAUGCGCAUUCAAAAGGUGUAAGGGUUGUUAUGACUACAAGCUAUCCAACAAAUAAUCUAGACAACGAUCAAGAGCGAUAUGCAUGGGUUGAAAACAUGACACAAUAUGCCAAGGACAACUUUGCUGAUGGCAUCAAUAUUGACAUUGAAGGUGGAAUUGCUCAGGGAUCUAAAGAGGUUAAUUUGUUGACAGAACUUGUGGAACUAACAGUAAAAGCCUUCAAGAAAUACAUCCCUGGCUCUCAGGUGACAUUUGAUGUAGUAUAUACACCAGAUUGUAGAUAUUCUGGAAGGUGCUAUGACUACAAGGCUCUUGCUGAUGCCGUAGACUUUUUGAUUAUCAUGGCUUAUGAYGAAACAGGRUUUGCCAGUAUUGCUGGUGCGAAUUCUCAUUAUUACAAAAAUAUUCUAGGUAUCCAGCUAUACAAAAAGCUCAACAUCAGUGGAGAAAAGCUAGCAUAUGGUGUUCCCUGGUAUGGCUAUGACUACACCUGUGCAAAGGUCGAUCCUGAAUUCCAUUCCUGCCAUACCAACUGUAGCAAUGGCCAAUGCCGUCAGSUCAGUUAUUCYCUARUCCAGGAUCUACUUGCCAGUAGAAGUGACAGUGGUCGUCADUUUGAUGAUGGAUCUUUAAGUCCAUUUUUCUGGUAUAACGACGAAUAUGGUACCAAGCGUAAAGUAUGGUAUGAUGAYCCUUAUAGCUUAGGUCUCAAGUAUGAGUAUGCAUUGAAGUACGGCAAGAUGAAAGGUAUUGCUGUCUGGAAUGUUGAUUUGCUGGAUUAUGGUGGCCUGACAAGAGGMGGUCAYCAGACAARAAUGAUGUGGGAAGAACUGCCUGAUUUGAAACACAUCAAUGGCUAGUUGUAACUGAUACAUUUUCUAAGCUACUCUUCCAUAAUUAUUUAUCCCAGGAAUUAUUCUGAGCAUGAAAGCAAGGGGAUGGAGAAUGAUAAAACACAUUCACACUGGGGUUCUAAAAUCUCAAAUUCAAUGAAAUCAUGUUUUACAGAUAAAUCAUUUAU
This is a messenger RNA of Exaiptasia diaphana, 1272 nucleotides long. RefSeq names its product di-N-acetylchitobiase. Gene Ontology annotation, biological process: chitin catabolic process; carbohydrate metabolic process. Bases 17 to 1111 code for a protein of 364 amino acids. The transcript has 4 exons. Gene Ontology annotation, molecular function: chitinase activity; chitin binding. Gene Ontology annotation, cellular component: extracellular region. Lineage: Eukaryota; Metazoa; Cnidaria; Anthozoa; Actiniaria; Aiptasiidae. The record is from RefSeq and is a predicted model, not a curated record.